GACAUGGAUGACACGGACUUCUCGCUCUUUGGGAAAAAAGACAAAUCGAAGUCGAAAAAAGACAAAGCGGAUGCCACCCAAUACGCCAAGUCGCCUUCUUCGGAGUUGCCGCCCACGGACUUCAAUCGCGUCAUCACCUCAAGGCCCACCACCGACGACACCUAUGAGAAUUGUAAGCGAACGGGCGUGGCUCUAAUCUUCAACCACAAAGAAGUCAAGGGACAGAAGACGCGCAUGGGAACCGAACGGGAUCGUGAUGCAAUGCAGAGCACCCUUCAGAAUUACGGCUUUAGCGUCCGCACCUACAACGAACUGACCUUUGCCGAUCUCUAUGAAGUCCUCAAGCAGGUCGCCGCUGAGGAUCAUAGUCAGAACGAUUGCUUGGUGCUGGUGGUGAUGUCGCAUGGAACCGAAGGCAAGGUCUAUGCCAAGGACAUGGCUUAUCCAGUGGAGCGUUUGUGGAUCCCCUUUCUAGGCGAUAAGUGCAAGACCCUGGUGAACAAGCCGAAGCUCUUCUUCAUACAGGCCUGCCGAGGAGCGAAUCUCGAGAAAGCGGUGGAGUUCGAGACAUUUAGUGUAAUGACGCGGGCGAUGCCCGCGGCCGCACAACCCCCACAACCAGUGACUUACGCCAUACCCAGUACGGCGGAUAUGCUGGUCUUCUAUUCCACCUUUGAGACGUACUUCUCGUUUCGCAAUGUCGAGGACGGCUCCUGGUUCAUACAGAGCCUCUGCAUGGUGUUCAAUGCAGCGGCCAAGGGCGAAGCCGCCGAGCCCUCGGGCACGGAGCUAUUGCGUCUACUGACCGCGGUCAAUCGCAAGGUAGCCUAUGAAUAUCAAUCAAAUACCAAAAACGAGGCCUUAAAUCAAAUGAAGGAAAUGCCCAACUUCAUGUCCACGCUCACCAAGACUUUCUACCUACGUGUGAAGCGUGAGUCCUAGAUCUCAGGAGAGUUCUUCUAAAUGACAGUUAUAGGCAAUUCGAAGUUAUAUUUUAUACCAGCAAGCAACAACAACAUUUAUUCACAUUAAAUGCGACUGACUAACUGUUUCAGUCCAAACCGAGAA
Molecule: messenger RNA, 1068 nt
Organism: Scaptodrosophila lebanonensis
Lineage: Eukaryota; Metazoa; Arthropoda; Insecta; Diptera; Drosophilidae
Gene: Decay
Product: caspase-3
Exons: 3
Coding region: 4-942 (312 amino acids)
Biological process (GO): apoptotic process; proteolysis
Cellular component (GO): cytoplasm
Source: RefSeq, a predicted model, not a curated record